GUAGAGUUUUUGUUUAAAGUCUUUCCGUCAAUAGGAUUUAGGAAAUGUCCUAGAAAGGUCUUGAUUAGUGUAGUGUUGAAUGAUCGCGUCUUCUUGACGGAUUGAUUUUUUUAAUCAUCUUCGUGGUAGGGGGACACUAAGCCAUAAAUAAAUAUUUAUAUAUACGUUUAGGACAGCUAUAUUAUGGUAUGGCUUGAAAUGUCUUCGACAUUUGAAAUCAUUCACACUUUUUUAUUUUAAUGUAUAAUGAAAAACACAAGUUUUAAUUUUAGUUUACUUCAUGAAAGUUUAUUCAUGUGAGAUUUUGUUGCGUGUUGAGAAAUAGCCUCAUGAAUGGGAAUGACGUUUUCACGUUAUUUAAUAUAUAUGUAAAUGUUAAAAUGUUUUUAUAUAGCUUAGCAACAAUAUGGGAAAUUAGUAAAACGAAAAUUUAAAGCAAAGUUACCCUCCCCUCCCAGGAGUAAAACAUCCUAUAUUUACAAAUUAUUCUACAAACUUGUAAAAGAAAUCCACUUUGGUGGUAUCAUCAUUCAACAUAAACAUUACUCUAAUUUUUAGUUUAAAGACUUGUACAAUUAUAUCUGUCAAUAACUUGACUUAUGUCCAUCACAGAUUGUUUUUAUUUUGAUCGUAUUCUACACUAAAUUUUUGAAGUUGCCCUCUCUUACGUUAAACAUAUUUUACCAUCUUAUUAAAGGUGAUAUGUAUUUUGAUAAAUCCAUCUUUAAGAUCUGAAAUUAUAUCUCCUACUGAUAUCUGCCUCCCCACUUGUCGUCACGUAUCCAAUAUUUACUUAAUAUAGACUGUUUAUUUUUUAAAAUUGAAUCUUAUCUCUACAAGGUGUUUAUCGAUGUAUUUUCAACAUAUUCUACCAAUAUCUGACUCUCCAGGCUUCUUUCAAUCUUCAAUAUUGGUGACGUCAUCAGACUCUUAAAUGCAUUAAAUACGUGUGACAACGAUGAAACGACGUUUACAUUUGCUGCUCAUACAAUACUAUUUCGUAGCUGGCAUUUUACAUGGUUCAAAGAUGGCAACAGAAGCAGCAAAUAAUUAUUUCAACGAAAAACUUCGUUUAGUUCAAAAGCUUACGAACAACUCGGGAACAAUUAAAGAAAUUCUUCCAGCUCGUGAUCUCAAGUCUUCUGUUAAUGUUCAACUUAAAAUAAGCUUACGACAAAUCUCCAAAGUGGAUGAAAAGAAUCAGGCAAUUCGUCUUACGGUUUGGUUAACUUUCUAUUGGAAUAAUCCUUACUUGAAAUGGGAUCCUCACGAGUAUAGUGGGAUAGAUAGUGUUCAUGCUAAUAACGAGUAUUUUUGGCUUCCCGAUGUUGCCUUGUAUAAUGAAGCAAGUUUGGAGGAAGAAAUUGAUGUUCUUUUCAAACGUUUAAGUACUAAAAUCAUCAUAAAAAAUAAUGGUGAUUGUACAUGGAUGGCUCCAGCUACGUUGUUAAGUCAAUGUAAGAUAAAUGUUGCACAUUUUCCUUUCGAUGAACAAAAUUGUGCUGUUAUUAUUGGUUCGUGGACAUACUCUGAAAGCAAGUUAAACAUCUCUUACUAUAAAGAAGACGUCGAAUUAGAUAAUUUCAUCCCUAAUGGUGCUUGGGAAGUGAAAAAAGCAGUUUUGAAGAAUUUGAGAAAUACCUAUGAAAACGGCGUUGUAUAUCCUGAAGUGGUAUUUGAUCUAAGAAUCCAACGACUGUCGUUAUAUUAUGGUUUGAACAUCAUUAUUCCAUGUGCUUUAAUUUCCAUGUUGGCUUUGUUAAGUUUCAUUUUACCUUCAAAUCACGGGGAAAGGAUGUCUUUAGUCAUUACCAUUCUCCUUGCGUUAUCCGUGUACAUGCUUAUUGUAUCAUCUUCGCUACCAGAAACAUCUGACGCUGUUCCAGUUCUUGGUUCAUAUUGCUUUGGCGUUCUUAUGACUGUUGCUUCGUGCCUUAUUGCUACUUCUUUGACUUUAAAGUUUCAUAAUCACAUAAAUCCAAUGCCUAGAUGGUUAGAUGUUCUUAUUCAAAAACUUGCCAAGUAUAUGUUAGUAAGAGUUGAGAAAGAUGACAAAGGUGGAGAGAUUACCAUUGAUCAUAAAAGCUCCAUUUCAUUCCAUAAUCCAGAAUUCCACAAUCCCUCGGAUGAGAGUGUUGUUCCUAAUGACGAAACAAACUUAGAUUCUGUCUCGCCAUUAAUGAAUAUCAGUGAAAAAUCAAAAACGAUGGAAGAAUCGCUGUUAGAAGAAGUUAAACAACUUACGCGUGAAUUGCAUUUGAGAAAAGAACACGAAUCAAAUGCUAAGAAAUGGAAAGUUGCUGCAAAAGUGAUGGACAGAUUUUCGUUAGUUGUAUUUUCUGUCGUAUAUAGCUGUUUGAUCAUCUAUCUUUUGUCAUUCAUGUAACCUAGAGUGUUUAUUUAAAGAUUUUUAUUUUAUUCGUACGUGAAAAGCCGUCACGUUAAAAUCAGGUAGUUUAAAAAAAAACAAAACUAAAUCAUUUGAAUAAAAAAACCAAAUUGAUAACUUUACAGCACAGCGCUUGUUUUUUUUAUGAAAAAAUACUUUAAUGCUAAAUGGGAUUCGAGAAAACCGUUCAGAAAUUUUUAUAUGAACGCAUUGAACAUUGCCGAAAUAGACUGAUAAUUGAAUAUUUAAUUAUACAUAUGUAGUUUUAUAAAUAGCAUUCAAUAUAAAGCUUGUUGAAAAUGAAAUAAAAUCUUAAUAUAUAUAGUAUAUAUUAUUAAUGUAAUGAAACAUUUGGUCGCUGGAACCAUUUUAAAAAUUAAAGUGUAUCAUAUUUUCAUAUUUUCAUAGACGUUAGGUCUAACUUGAUAACAAAGAAAACAAAA
This is a messenger RNA of Xenia sp. Carnegie-2017, 2832 nucleotides long. RefSeq names its product neuronal acetylcholine receptor subunit alpha-7-like. Lineage: Eukaryota; Metazoa; Cnidaria; Anthozoa; Malacalcyonacea; Xeniidae. The record is from RefSeq and is a predicted model, not a curated record. Gene Ontology annotation, cellular component: synapse; neuron projection; membrane. Gene Ontology annotation, biological process: signal transduction; chemical synaptic transmission; nervous system process. The transcript has 5 exons. Gene Ontology annotation, molecular function: transmembrane signaling receptor activity; extracellular ligand-gated monoatomic ion channel activity; neurotransmitter receptor activity. Bases 959 to 2386 code for a protein of 475 amino acids.